Molecule: messenger RNA, 1472 nt
Organism: Fragaria vesca subsp. vesca
Lineage: Eukaryota; Viridiplantae; Streptophyta; Magnoliopsida; Rosales; Rosaceae
Product: LAG1 longevity assurance homolog 3-like
Exons: 6
Coding region: 136-1065 (309 amino acids)
Biological process (GO): ceramide biosynthetic process
Cellular component (GO): endoplasmic reticulum; membrane
Molecular function (GO): sphingosine N-acyltransferase activity
Source: RefSeq, a predicted model, not a curated record
AAAUCAAAGGGGUGCUCUUUCGUCUCUGUGUCUUUGAGCUGAUGAACAGAAACGAAAUCGAGCUGGAUGUCUUGGGUGGUCUCUGAAUCUGAUCCAAAGCUUAAGACUUUGUUUGGUUUCAAGUGAAAAUCGGAGAUGGGUUUGAGUCAGUACUUGAGCUCAGUCGAUUGGGAGCAAGAAGCUUACCCACAAUACCAAGACUUCGCUGUUCUUCCUAUCUUCGUUUUGUUCUUCCCCAUCGUCAGAUUUCUUCUUGACCAGUUCGUCUUUGAGAAACUGGGGAAACGGAUAAUAUUUGGAAAGGGGCAUCGGCUACCGGAUGUUCAAACUGAUGACCAAAAGAGGAAGAUUAGAAAAUUCAAGGAAUCAGCAUGGAAGUGCAUCUACUUUCUUUCAGCAGAGUUGCUAGCUCUUUCUGUAACUUAUGAUGAGCCUUGGUUUACUAAUACAAAGUACUUUUGGGUCGGGCCAGGAGAUCAGAUUUGGCCUGACCAGAAGACAAAGUUGAAAUUGAAGUGGGUAUAUAUGUAUUGUGCUGGAUUUUACACAUACUCCAUAUUUGCUUUGAUUUUCUGGGAAACAAGGCGUUCCGACUUUGGAGUUUCAAUGGGCCAUCAUGUAGCAACUGUCAUUCUCAUUGUGCUGUCUUACAUUUUCAGGUUUGCCCGUGUAGGUUCAGUGGUUUUAGCUCUUCAUGAUGCGAGUGACGUGUUUCUGGAGGUAGGGAAGAUGUCCAAAUAUGGUGGUGCUGAAAGGAUUGCUAGCUUUUCAUUUAUUCUUUUUGUAUUGUCUUGGAUCAUACUGCGUCUCAUAUACUAUCCAUUCUGGAUCCUUUGGAGCACAAGCUAUGAAGUUAUCCUGACUUUGGACAAGGAAAAGCACGCUGUAGUGGGACCAAUAUAUUACUAUGUGUUCAAUACUCUUCUAUACUGCUUGCUUGUUCUUCACAUUUUCUGGUGGGUGUUAAUUUACCGUAUGCUUGUUAAACAAAUUCAAGCAAGAGGCCAGCUUAGUGAUGAUGUUCGAUCAGAUUCUGAAGCUGAAGAAGAUGACCACCAAGAUUGACCAGGAAAUAGAACUAUAGAGCCAGAGUAUCACCCUCUCUCCAACAUUGGAGCAUUUGUUGGGUUUCCCCAAGAGAGAAACCACAAUCUCACUUGUACUUAUUGAACAAUGAUCACAGCUCACGCGUUGUAGGUUCAGCUGGAGUCACGAACAUCCCAUUUUUCUUGUACCAUAAACAUUUGAGGCCGCUGUUUAAGGAAAAAGUAAACGCCGCCGUCUCAAAUGAUGUUCUUUUCACCGUUUCCCUCUGCUAGUUAGACUAAGAAAAAGCUGUUUCAUGAGAUAUGAAUCCUGCAGAUGAGGAACAUCUUUCAUUUUACACUGAUGUAUUACAUGGACAGUGAAAAGAUUUUUAACUGCCUCUUGAAGUUUUGAUAUAUGAAAUGGAGCAGAGAAUUUUCAUUCUU